AUGGCACAAAAGCACUCUCGGAUGACUCGGGAAGCAGCGAAGGAAAGCAAACUGAGCACUGAAGUAGGAACCCAAAUGCAGAACGAAAAAGGAAACCUGAUGGACGUGCGUGGGGAAAAACCGCCUCGGCAUCCGUUUUCCCCUCCCUGCCCCGUAGCGGCUGGCAGUCCCGAGACACCGCCCCGUUCGGCAGCCGAGGCUUUUGUGGAGGCCACGGGCCAAGCCCUGGCAUGGACGCUCACCAACGGAGGCACGGACACCCUGGGCUCGACAGGCAGCGGCGGACAGAGGAAGCGCCUCCAGCACAACAAGCACAAGACUCAGGGCACCAACGUGGUGCACCGGUCCCCGCGAGCCCUCUUCUGCCUCAGGUUGAACAACCCCAUUCGCCAGGCUGCUAUCAACAUCGUCGAAUGGAAACCCUUCGACAUCCUCAUCCUCAUGACCAUCUUCGCCAACUGCGUGGCCUUAGGGGUCUAUAUCCCUUUCCCGGAGGACGACUCCAACGUCGCCAACCACAAUUUGGAGCAAGUGGAAUACGUCUUUCUCAUCAUCUUCACGGUGGAGACUUUCCUCAAGAUCCUCGCCUACGGUCUGGUCAUGCAUCCCAGUGCCUACAUCCGCAACGGCUGGAACCUUCUCGACUUUGUCAUUGUUGUCGUGGGGCUGUUCAGUGUGAUUUUGGAACAAGUUUCCCAUAAGCCCGGGGAGGCCCAUCAUAUGAGCGGGAAGCCCGGAGGAUUUGACGUCAAGGCUUUAAGGGCGUUCCGUGUCCUGCGGCCCCUGCGCCUCGUUUCUGGCGUCCCCAGCCUGCACAUUGUCUUGAACUCCAUCAUGAAGGCCAUGGUGCCCCUCUUGCACAUCGCGCUGCUGGUCCUCUUCGUCAUCAUCAUCUACGCCAUCAUCGGCCUGGAGCUGUUCAUCGGGCGCAUGCACAAGACCUGCUACAUUAUUGGCUCAGAGCUGGAAGCCGAGGAAGACCCUUCUCCCUGCGCCUUCUCCGGGCACGGCCGGGAGUGUACGGUGAACAACAGCGAGUGCCGCGGCAAGUGGGAAGGGCCCAAUGGGGGCAUCACCAAUUUCGACAACUUUUUCUUUGCCAUGCUGACCGUCUUCCAGUGCAUCACCAUGGAAGGCUGGACUGAUGUCCUUUACUGGAUGCAGGACGCGAUGGGUCAUGAGCUGCCAUGGAUUUACUUUGUCAGCCUCGUCAUCUUUGGCUCCUUCUUCGUGCUCAACCUGGUUUUGGGCGUGCUCAGUGGAGAAUUCUCCAAGGAGCGAGAAAAGGCCAAAGCCCGGGGCGACUUCCAAAAGCUACGAGAGAAGCAGCAAAUGGAGGAGGACCUGAAAGGCUACCUGGAUUGGAUCACACAGGCCGAAGACAUUGAGCCCGAUGACGAAGGCGACGAGACGGAUGACAAGCACAACCGCAUGUCUGUGGCCGACCUGACGGGGAAGAAGAGAGGCAAGAAAUGGUUCAAACACAACCACCACUCCGCUGAUCUUCACACCAGUCUUGCUGCCAGCGAAACCGCGUCUGUGAAUACGGAGAACGUUGGGGACGAAGACCAUCCUCCAAACCGUUGCUGCAACAUUUGCUUGGGCAGGUUCUGGAAGACGAAAUCCGGCCGCCAAUUGCGACGACUGAACCGCCUCUUCCGGAAGAAGUGCCGCCUUGCUGUCAAAUCCGUCUCUUUCUAUUGGAUGGUCCUACUGUUGGUCUUCCUCAACACCCUCACCAUUGCCUCUGAGCAUUACAAUCAACCUGACUGGCUCACAGAGAUCCAAGAUUACGCCAACAAGGUGCUUCUGUCGCUGUUCACCCUGGAGAUGCUGCUGAAGUUGUACAGCCUGGGCCUGCAGGCCUACUUUGUCAGCUUCUUCAACCGCUUCGACUGCUUCGUGGUGUGCGGCGGGAUCCUGGAGACCGUCUUGGUCGAGUUCAAAAUCAUGCAGCCCCUCGGGAUCUCUGUGCUUCGCUGCGUCCGGCUCCUGCGGAUCUUCAAGGUUACCAGGCACUGGGCCUCGCUGAGCAAUCUGGUGGCCUCCUUGCUGAACUCCAUGAAGUCCAUCGCUUCUCUGCUGCUCUUGCUCUUCCUCUUCAUCAUCAUCUUCUCCUUGCUGGGCAUGCAGCUCUUUGGGGGCAAGUUCAACUUCGACGAGACCCAGACCAAGCGCAGCACUUUCGACACCUUCCCCCAGGCCCUGCUCACCGUCUUCCAGAUCCUAACUGGCGAAGACUGGAAUGCGGUGAUGUAUGAUGGCAUCAUGGCCUACGGCGGCCCCUAUUUCCCAGGCAUGCUGGUCUGCGUUUACUUCAUCAUCCUUUUCAUUUGCGGAAACUAUAUCCUCCUCAAUGUCUUCUUGGCCAUCGCCGUGGACAACCUCGCAGACGGGGACAAUAUAAAUAGCGCGAAAAAGAAGAAAAAGGCCCCAACAGAGGGGGAGGAGAGCAAUGAAAAAGACGAGAAGAGUGUGAAGGUGGGCUGUGGUGAUGAAGAGGAAGAAGAAGAGGAAGGCAGUGCAGAAGAAGGUGAGGAGGAAGAGGAGGAUGAGGAAGGAGACCAGGAGAGCUUAGCAGAAUCCCGCGUGGACAAACCGGAGGAUAUUCCCAAGGAAAAAGUGUUGCCGAUUCCUGAAGGGAGUGCUUUCUUCUGUCUCAGCAAGACGAACCUGCUUCGCGUUGGGUGCCAUAGGCUGAUCCACCACCACAUCUUCACCAACCUCAUCCUCGUCUUCAUCAUCCUCAGCAGCAUCUCCCUGGCGGCAGAGGACCCUAUCCGGGCGCACUCCUUCCGCAAUAAUAUCCUGGGCUACUUUGACUAUGCCUUCACCGCUAUCUUCACUGUUGAGAUCCUGCUCAAGAUGACAGCCUAUGGUGCCUUCCUACACAAGGGCUCGUUCUGCCGCAACUGGUUCAAUCUUCUGGAUCUGCUUGUUGUCAGUGUCUCGCUCAUUUCUUUCGGCAUCCACUCCAGCGCUAUUUCCGUAGUGAAGAUCUUGCGAGUGCUGCGGGUGCUCCGUCCCCUCCGAGCCAUCAACCGGGCAAAGGGGCUCAAGCACGUGGUGCAGUGCGUGUUUGUAGCCAUCCGUACCAUUGGAAACAUCAUGAUAGUCACCACCCUCUUGCAGUUUAUGUUUGCGUGCAUUGGAGUUCAGCUGUUCAAGGGCAAAUUCUACAGCUGCACAGAUGAGGCCAAGCACACACCGGAGGAGUGCAAGGGCACAUUCAUUGUGUACAAGGAUGGAGAUGUGACUCACCCAAUGGUGCGGGAGCGCCUCUGGCUGAAUAGUGACUUCAACUUCGACAAUGUCCCGUCAGGCAUGAUGGCUCUCUUCACUGUCUCCACUUUUGAGGGCUGGCCAGCGCUGCUGUACAGAGCCAUUGAUGCCAAUGACGAAAACAAGGGCCCCAUCUACAACUACCGGGUGGAGAUCUCCAUCUUCUUCAUCGUCUACAUCAUCAUCAUCGCCUUCUUCAUGAUGAACAUCUUCGUGGGCUUCGUCAUCAUCACCUUCCGAGCCCAAGGAGAGCAAGAAUACAAGAACUGCGAGCUAGAUAAGAACCAGCGACAGUGUGUGGAAUACGCCCUGAAGGCCCAGCCUUUGCGGCGCUACAUCCCCAAGAACAAGUACCAAUACAAGGUCUGGUACAUGGUGAACUCCACAGGCUUCGAGUACAUCAUGUUCGUGCUUAUCCUGCUCAACACUAUUGCACUGGCCGUACAGCACCAUGAGCAGUCGAUGCCUUUCAACUACGUCAUGGACCUGCUCAACAUGGUCUUCACGGGACUCUUCACUGUCGAGAUGGUGCUGAAGAUCAUCGCCUUCAAGCCCAAGCACUACUUUGCUGAUGCCUGGAACACUUUUGAUGCUCUCAUCGUGGUGGGGAGUGUCGUGGACAUCGCUGUCACAGAAGUCAACAGUUCCGAGGACAGUUCCCGCAUCUCCAUCACCUUCUUCCGCCUCUUCCGCGUCAUGCGCUUGGUCAAGCUGCUCAGCAAAGGGGAGGGCAUCCGCACCCUGCUCUGGACCUUCAUCAAAUCCUUCCAGGCGCUGCCGUAUGUUGCCCUGCUGAUCGCCAUGAUCUUCUUCAUCUAUGCUGUCAUUGGCAUGCAGACCUUUGGGAAAGUGGCGUUGCAGGACAACACCCCGAUCAACCGCAACAAUAACUUCCAGACCUUUCCGCAGGCCGUGCUACUGCUCUUCAGGUGUGCCACCGGGGAAGCCUGGCAGGAGAUCAUGCUGGCCAGCUUGCCGGGCAAACGCUGCGAUCCGGAGUCCGAUUACGAGCCCGGGGAAGAGUUCACCUGCGGCAGCAACUUCGCCAUCGUUUACUUCAUCAGCUUCUUCAUGCUCUGUGCCUUCCUGAUCAUUAACCUUUUUGUUGCUGUCAUCAUGGACAAUUUUGACUACCUAACCCGAGACUGGUCCAUUUUGGGUCCCCACCACCUUGAUGAGUUCAAGCGGAUCUGGUCAGAAUAUGACCCAGCUGCCAAGGGUCGCAUCAAGCACCUGGAUGUGGUGGCCCUGCUACGCCGCAUACAGCCACCCUUGGGUUUCGGGAAGCUCUGCCCCCAUCGUGUGGCCUGCAAGAGACUGGUGGCAAUGAACAUGCCCCUGAACUCAGAUGGGACCGUCACCUUCAACGCUACCCUCUUCGCUUUGGUGAGGACGUCCCUCAAGAUCAAGACGGACGGAGAACUGGAGGUGGCCAAUAAGGAGCUCCGCUCGGUCAUCAAAAAGAUCUGGAAGCGGACGAAGCCCAGGCUGCUGAAUGAGGUGAUACCCCCGCCGGAAGAGGAGGAGGUCACCGUGGGGAAGUUCUACGCCACGUUCCUGAUCCAGGACUAUUUCCGGAAGUUCCGGAAGCGGAAGGAGAGGGGGCUGCUGGGGCCAGACGGGCCCCCGAGCAACUCUUCCGCUCUGCAGGCUGGACUGAAAAGUCUGCAAGACCUGGGGCCUGAAAUCCGCCGGGCGAUGUCCUGCGACCUGGAAGAGGAAGAAGAAGAGGAAGCAGAGGAGACGGUGUGCGAAGAGGAGACCGUGACCUACAAGAGCUCUGAAGCAUUGUACAGCAGCGCUCCGGAGCAUGACCACCAGGCCUCAGCCACCGCAGUGUCACCAGACCAGGAGAGCAAGACUUUGGCAAACGGCCUCGUGGGCUCUCGCAACCCCUCCAGCGCCAGCCUUUCCCACAUGACCAACGGGCCGACCUCUUAUGAGGAAAACGUCAGCGGCAAUGACGAACCUGCUGAGCUGCCUACCCUCCCUGCACGGCGCCGGAUGAGCAGACACAGCUCCGAUGGCAGCUCCAACCCAGCAGCGGUGCAAGAAGAAGCCACCCAUUCAGAGGACUACGGUGAGGACACCUCAGCCGAGCAAGGAUACUACAGUCGAGAGGAGGACUCUGAGAGCUUGGCCUCCCACGACAGGCAGCCCAGCCUGAACAACCCUCGGAUCCACAACCCUCGGCCCCACCACCGUCACUGGGACAACGGCUACGGCGGAUCGCUGCCCCUCCCCUCCCGGCACGGCAACAGUGGGCUGGCCAACGGGCUUCCGGAGAGCAGGCCGACCAAGCGCAGGCGCCUCUUGCCCCCCACCCCUACAGGCCGCAAACCCACCUUCAGCAUCCAGUGCCUCCAGCGCCAGGGCAGCUGUGACGACAUCCCCAUCCCAGGCACCUAUCACCAGAACGCACCCCCCUGCAGAGCACGCACACAGGGCUACGGCAGCUACGAUUCAUGGCAUACAAGCAGCCACUCCUCGACGUCGUCCUCCAAGUCGUGGGCGACGCCCCCCAAGCGAAGCCGGCUGCUUUACGCCCCGCUGAUCCUGGUGGAGGAGGAUGGCUCACCGGGCCGCGACUGGGAGCAGAACAGCAGCAGCCUCCCCCCCAUGUCGAGGGCCCGCUGGUACACGGAAGAGCAGGAGCUUCCCUACCGCACCUACGGUCACCUCCACGUGCCCAGCCCCCUCAAGCACGGCUACAGUGACAAGCGGGGCAGUGCCGACAGCCUGGUGGAGGCGGUGCUCAUCUCCGAAGGCUUGGGCCUCUAUGCCCGGGACCCAAAGUUCGUGGCCUUCGCUAAACGGGAGAUCGCCGACGCCUGCCACAUGACCAUUGACGAGAUGGAGAGUGCCGCCACCGACCUCCUGAGCCGCAAGCGCCCCAGUGGCGACAGCGGCACCCGGGGGGGCGGCCACGUCUUGUACAGCAGCGACGGGGAGCACAGUGGGGUGGGCAGCCUCGGCCCCGUCUACAGCGAUGAGGAGCCCUACCGCUCCCGUGAGGAAGAGGACUUGGCUGACGAGAUGGCCUGCGUCACCUCUUAUUGACCUCGACGUGCCCCUCUGGUGGGGCGCAGAGGGACCAUCGCUGUGGAGAGACACCUAGAACUCUGAAGCCUUCGGGCCCAAAGGACUACGGCUCAGCGGCAGAAC
Molecule: messenger RNA, 6447 nt
Organism: Heteronotia binoei (common prickly gecko)
Lineage: Eukaryota; Metazoa; Chordata; Lepidosauria; Squamata; Gekkonidae
Gene: CACNA1F
Product: calcium voltage-gated channel subunit alpha1 F
Exons: 47
Coding region: 1-6342 (2113 amino acids)
Biological process (GO): calcium ion import across plasma membrane
Cellular component (GO): membrane; voltage-gated calcium channel complex
Molecular function (GO): high voltage-gated calcium channel activity
Source: RefSeq, a predicted model, not a curated record